This is a messenger RNA of Vitrella brassicaformis, 1001 nucleotides long. NCBI's taxonomy places the organism in Eukaryota, Vitrellaceae. The record is from the annotation of a GenBank genome assembly.
CUCGCUCAGAUAGAUUGCUUCACACGCAUCCACAUGCACUGCAUCCGUACACAUUUAUAUGUACAAGACAGACAGACAGUCACACAGAGAGGUCGGAUCCAUCCAUGACCAUCCAUCCGUCCACCUAACCAGUGAAUCAAUCAGUCAAUCACUGAAUCACUCAGCCGCUGCCGUCUCGCUGGCUAGAGCUUCUUCUGUCCCAGCAGUGCUGAGGAGUGCUGCUCCAGUAUCUCCUCCCGCCGCAGCAGCAGCCUCGCCACCGGAUCGAAGUACUCGUCCGCUGCACCCAGGUCGCCCUCAUCAUCCUGCUUGUCCCCUUCGUUGCCAUCUUCAUCUUGAUGUUCAUCCGGCCUGCCCUGCUCAUCAAGCCGCCGUGACCUCCGCCUCUUCCGUCGCUUACCCCGCUCGUCACACUCGUCAUAAUAGAUCUCCGAGCCCCUGUUCCUUUCCUCAGACCUCUCGCGCUUGUGCCGCUUGCUUUUCUCAUUCUCAUUCUCUUCUUCGUCGGUGCGAGCACCAGCAGCAGCAGCAGCAGCAGGCGGCUUGCUUGACGCCUUGGCGCGGGCAAUGAGCACCUCGUCUGCGAUGGGUCGGAUGGUGAGUGGCGCGCGAGAAGGGCCGGGCCUCACCAAUGCGUCAGAAACAGACACGACGACAGGGGCGGCUUGAUGAUUAUCCGAUGAAGCGGCAGGCGGCUGCUGGUGUCGCUCCUGACCGUCCUCCCUGACGUCCUCAGCACCAUCUGCAUGGGCCGUAUCGGGUCCAUCCGGAGGUCCGUCGGCCGCCUGCUGUUCCAGCAUCGCCAUGGGAUCCACACCGGCGGGAGGAUAUGUAGCAGCGUCCACCACAGGAGCAUCUCGCUCUUCCUCGGCUUGGUCAGGUCGGAUGUCGAAGCGCGUCUUCCGACGCCUUGGCUGAGGAUUCAUCUCCAUCACCUGUCGGGCAGCGAGUUGUGGUGUGUGGAGGUUAGCGAACGAACAAACUGACAGAGGAACUUCAAG